Fusarium sp. VM40 is the source of this 1491-nucleotide messenger RNA. The record is from the annotation of a GenBank genome assembly. Lineage: Eukaryota; Fungi; Ascomycota; Sordariomycetes; Hypocreales; Nectriaceae.
AUGAGAUUCGGUACUACUGUCGCGGCUUUGCUGUCGCUGGCCCCAAGCCAUGGAUGGGCCAAGGGAAAGAAGCUUGACUCUAAGAAGAUCCAAGCAGACAUGAAGACCAAGAACCUCAUGGCAAACCUGGAGACUUUCAACGACAUUGCCUUUGCCAACGGUGGAAAUAGAGCCUUUGGUCUACCAGGAUACGACGCUUCAGUCGACUACGUCUUCAAGCGCAUCUCCAAAGUCAAGAACGCAAAAGUCUGGAAGCAGAAUUUUCCCGCGCUGUUUGCUCUCGUCGACUCCAUCGAAUUGACCGUCGACGACAAGCCCAUCUACGUCUACGGCCUAACCUACUCCCCCUCCACCAGCGCAGAGGGCAUCACCGCCGAGAUUGCCCUGGGUCCUGAGGGCGCUGCUGGUUGCGACGCUGCCUCGUACGACGGCCUCGACGUCAAGGGCAAGAUCGUUCUUGUGCAGCGUUUCAGAUGUCCCACCGGCGGAACCCUCGCUGGAAGAGUCAUCCCUGCGGCUGCGGCUGGUGCUUCUGCCGUUAUCAUCUACCACGAUCUGACAACUAAUGUCACCGCUGGUUCUCUCAGUCAGCCCGACCCGGAGAAGCACGUGCCCGCUGGGUUUAUCACCUUGGCUGAUGGAGUGAAGCUCAAGGACAGGAUUCAGGCUGGAGAGACUGUUGAGGCGCAUUUCCAGCAGACGCAGACCAUUGAGGAGAGGAUUACCCAGAAUGUUAUUGCUGAGACUACGGGCGGCGACCCUCGCAAUGUUAUCAUGCUUGGUGCCCAUCUUGACAGCGUGCAAGCUGGCCCUGGUAUCAACGACGACGGCUCCGGCUCAUCUCUGAUCCUCGAGCUCUUCCUCGCCCUCUCCAAGUACAAGACCAAGAACAAGAUCCGCUUCGCCUGGUGGGGAGCCGAAGAGAACGGUCUCCUGGGCAGCAAGCACUACACCUCGACCCUUGCCGCCAAAGAUGUUAACAACCUCCUCGUCUACCUCAACUUCGACAUGGUCUCCAAGGGAUUCUUUGGCGUUGCUGACACCGACGGAAGCUCCCACGGAUCAAAGGCCCCCAAGGGCUCCGAGGUGACCGAGAAGAUCUUUUCCGAGUACUUUGCCAGCCAGGGCAUUGAGACUACUCCUGCUGUUUUGAGCAAUGGUAGUGAUUAUGCGCCUUUCUGGCAGAAUCUGAACAAGCCUUUUGGUUUCCUACACACUGGCACGGCUGUUGAGCAGGAUCCUUGCUACCAUCAAGCUUGCGACACGAUCGACAACCCAGACUCCAAGACACUAACCAUCAACGCCAAGGCCGCUGCCCAUAUUCUCUCUGUUCUUGACGAGAGAGGAACAAAGCUUAUCCCCAAGACCAAGAUCAGCGAGGCCUCGCUCAAGGGUCUGCAGCAGAGAAGUGUUGGACCUGAUCUGGCUCAGAUCGAUGAGCUGGAGGCUAUGGGUAUUAGACAUUUGGGAUGUGGUAUUCAUGAGAUCUAA